Messenger RNA from Nannospalax galili (Upper Galilee mountains blind mole rat), 2700 nucleotides. It is a transcript of the gene Musk, whose product is annotated as muscle associated receptor tyrosine kinase. The coding region runs from base 1 to 2700 and encodes 899 amino acids. Lineage: Eukaryota; Metazoa; Chordata; Mammalia; Rodentia; Spalacidae. The transcript is spliced from 18 exons. Gene Ontology annotation, cellular component: signaling receptor complex. Gene Ontology annotation, molecular function: ATP binding; transmembrane receptor protein tyrosine kinase activity; protein binding. The record is from RefSeq and is a predicted model, not a curated record. Gene Ontology annotation, biological process: protein phosphorylation; positive regulation of kinase activity; cell surface receptor protein tyrosine kinase signaling pathway.
AUGAGAGAGCUCGUCAACAUUCCACUGGUACAGAUUCUCACCCUGGUUGCCUUCAGCGGGACCGAGAAACUUCCAAAAGCUCCUGUUAUCACCACACCUCUUGAAACUGUGGACGCCUUAGUUGAAGAAGUGGCUACUUUCAUGUGUGCAGUGGAGUCCUACCCUCAGCCUGAGAUUUCUUGGACCAGAAAUAAAAUUCUCAUUAAGCUCUUUGAUACCCGCUACAGCAUCCGAGAGAAUGGUCAGCUCCUCACCAUCCUGAGUGUGGAAGACAGUGACGAUGGCAUCUACUGCUGCAUAGCCAACAACGGUGUGGGAGGAGCUGUGGAGAGUUGUGGCGCCCUGCAAGUGAAGAUGAAACCUAAAAUAACUCGUCCUCCCAUAAAUGUAAAAAUAAUAGAAGGGUUAAAAGCAGUUCUACCGUGUACUACAAUGGGGAACCCCAAGCCAUCUGUAUCCUGGAUCAAGGGAGACAGUGCUCUCAAGGAAAAUUCUCGCAUUGCAGUUCUUGAAUCUGGGAGUUUAAGGAUCCAUAAUGUGCAAAAGGAAGACGCAGGACAGUAUCGGUGUGUGGCAAAAAACAGCCUGGGCACCGCGUAUUCCAAGCUGGUAAAGCUGGAAGUUGAGGAAGAGAGUGAAGCUGAGCAGGACACUAAAGUUUUUGCAAGAAUCCUGCGGGCUCCUGAAUCCCACAAUGUCACCUUUGGCUCCUUUGUAACCCUACGCUGCACAGCAACGGGCAUCCCGGUCCCCACCAUCAGCUGGAUUGAAAAUGGAAACGCUAUUUCUUCUGGGUCCAUUCAAGAGAGUGUGAAAGACCGAGUGAUUGACUCAAGGCUCCAGCUGUUUAUCACCAAGCCAGGACUCUACACAUGCAUAGCUACCAAUAAGCAUGGAGAGAAGUUUAGCACAGCAAAGGCUGCAGCGACUGUCAGCAUAGCAGCUCCUCCAAGAUGGGUACUUUUAUCAUCCCUAUUUUUGUGGACGGAAUGUUGGUUCAUUGCUUCUUUCAGUAAACCACAGAAAGAUAACAAAGGCUACUGCGCCCAGUACCGAGGGGAGGUGUGUGACGCAGUCCUGGCGAAAGAGGCGCUUGUGUUUUUCAACACCUCCUACGAGGACCCUGAGGAGGCUCAAGAGCUACUGGUCCACACCACGUGGAAUGAACUGAAAGCUGUGAGCCCGAUUUGCCGGCCGGCCGCAGAGGCCCUGCUGUGCAACCGUCUCUUCCAAGAGUGCAGCCCGGGAAUCGUGCCCACUCCCAUGCCCAUUUGCAGAGAGUAUUGCUUGGCAGUAAAGGAGCUGUUCUGUGCAAAAGAGUGGCUGGUGAUGGAAGGAAAGAGCCACAGAGGACUCUCCAGAUCUGGGAUGCAUCUCCUCCUGUUGCCAGACUGCAGCAAGCUUCCCAGCAUGCACUGGGACCCCAUGGCCUGCACAAGGCUGCCAUAUUUAGAUUAUAAAAAAGAGAACAUAACAACAUUCCCGUCAAUAACGUCCUCCAAGCCAAGCGUGGACAUUCCAAACUUGUCUUCUUCCUCCUCUUCCUUCGUUGUCUCGCCCACAUACCCGAUGACCGUCAUCAUCUCCAUCAUGUCCAGCUUUGCUGUGUUUGCACUGCUUACCGUCACCACUCUUUACUGCUGUCGAAGAAGAAAAGAAUGGAAAAAUAAGCAACGAGAGUCAGCAGCUGUGACCCUCACCACUUUGCCUUCUGAGCUCCUACUGGACAGGCUCCAUCCCAACCCCAUGUAUCAGAGGAUGCCCCUCCUCCUGAAUCCCAAGUUGCUCAGCCUGGAGUAUCCCAGGAAUAACAUUGAAUAUGUCAGAGACAUCGGAGAGGGAGCAUUUGGAAGGGUCUUUCAAGCAAGGGCUCCAGGCUUACUUCCCUAUGAACCUUUCACCAUGGUGGCAGUGAAGAUGCUCAAAGAAGAGGCCUCAGCGGACAUGCAAGCAGGCUUCCAGAGGGAAGCAGCCCUCAUGGCAGAAUUUGACAACCCAAACAUUGUGAAACUCUUAGGUGUGUGUGCCGUGGGAAAGCCCAUGUGUCUGCUCUUUGAAUACAUGGCCUAUGGUGACCUUAAUGAGUUUCUCCGUAGCAUGUCCCCUCACACCGUGUGCAGCCUCAGCCAUAGCGACCUGUCCAUGAGGGCUCAGGUGUCCAGCCCUGGACCCCCACCCCUCUCUUGUGCAGAACAGCUCUGCAUUGCCAGGCAGGUGGCAGCCGGCAUGGCCUACCUCUCUGAACGCAAGUUUGUCCACCGGGAUCUAGCCACCAGAAACUGUCUGGUAGGCGAGAAUAUGGUGGUGAAAAUUGCAGACUUCGGCCUCUCCAGGAACAUCUACUCGGCAGACUACUACAAAGCUAACGAAAACGACGCCAUCCCCAUCCGAUGGAUGCCUCCGGAAUCCAUAUUCUACAACCGCUAUACCACCGAGUCAGAUGUGUGGGCCUAUGGUGUGGUCCUCUGGGAGAUUUUCUCCUACGGCCUGCAGCCCUACUAUGGGAUGGCUCAUGAGGAGGUCAUCUACUACGUGCGAGAUGGCAACAUCCUCUCCUGCCCUGAGAACUGCCCGUUGGAACUGUAUAAUCUCAUGCGUCUGUGUUGGAGCAAACUGCCUGCGGACAGACCCAGUUUCCCUAGUAUCCACCGAAUUCUAGAACGCAUGUGUGAGAGGGCAGAGGGAAUCGUGGGUGUCUAA